GUCUAUAAUCUUCUCCAUUCCCCUUCUUCUACAGAGUUCACGUCUGUCGGACAUUGCUUAUAUAAAGCCAACAUUUCACAAUUAACUCGAAAUUUAUAAUCGCAUUUUCCGCCAUACACUUAUAACGAAAAGAUUGGACAAUGAAGUUUGUCGUUUUUCUUAUUUUCAUGGGCGUUGUGGCCGCUUUCCCGCAAAAAGAAGGUAGUGCCUAUACGCAAGAAGCCAUUAGGCAGGCGCAAAAUACGUUUUUAAUUCCGAAAGAUGCCCAAAUACAGAAAGUACAAGAAGGCAUUGAAAUUGGAGCAUACGAAAGCAUUCCCGGAAAUCAAAAAAUCAACCUAUUUGAAAUUUUAGGAGAUCAAUUUCCUCCAGAAGUCGUGAAUAAUCUUCAAACUCAAAUCGAUCAAGUGGGCCGUAGUUAAUUUUUUUAAUUUUUAUUAAAAAAAAUCAAUGUUGUAAAUAAAUUUGUGAUAUGUAAUGUAUUAUACAUAUUUGGUGAUUUAUUUAUGAGACAAAGUGCCAAUUAAAUAAAAAAAAUGUAAAUAGGUAUGUCCAAAUCAUACAGUCACAUUAAUAAGUCACCUUAUGUUUUCUGUUAAAAAUUUAUUUUUCUAUUUUACUAAUUUCAAAUAUUUUUUAUAUCUUGUAAUUUAUAAAGAGAUACCAGUGUUAUUCCAGUUUUUAAAAUAUCUAAGUGCCUG
This is a messenger RNA of Psylliodes chrysocephalus, 701 nucleotides long. Lineage: Eukaryota; Metazoa; Arthropoda; Insecta; Coleoptera; Chrysomelidae. The record is from the annotation of a GenBank genome assembly.